Molecule: messenger RNA, 1273 nt
Organism: Mangifera indica (mango)
Lineage: Eukaryota; Viridiplantae; Streptophyta; Magnoliopsida; Sapindales; Anacardiaceae
Product: CLAVATA3/ESR (CLE)-related protein 25-like
Exons: 2
Coding region: 486-779 (97 amino acids)
Source: RefSeq, a predicted model, not a curated record
AGAUCCCUUGGCAUGGAUAUAAAAUUCCACAUGAGGCAGGUAGUCGUCGGCUAAAAUACUCUGCUUUGAUCCUGCUGUACGUAAGGGAGUGUCUUUUGGUAAGCGCAUGAAAAUACACAAACCAAAGCAAAAGAUGAGUGUCGUAUUGGCGAACUAACCAGUAUAAAGCAAAGGGGCUCGCCUCCAUGUCACCAGCUAAGCCCUCUCCGUUCGAGAAAGUGCAUGCAACACAUAUUCGCUUCUACCUAUAAAGUUACCAACCCAUCAAGUGAAGUUAAACUACGCUAAAAUUUGGAAACAAAAACAAAUUCUUGCCUUAACCCAUCUUCUCUUCUCUUCUCUUCUUCUUCUUCUGAGUUGUCUCUUCAUAUAUAUAUAUAUUUAUAUAUAUAUAUCUAUCUAUCUCUGCUCUAGGAGCAGUAUAAGAAGCUUCUUCUAUAAAUUCUAGGAAGAAACAAAGCUACUUAGCAAAAUCCAAAUUAUAUAUGGGGAGGAGUAGUUUUUUCUUUAGGGCGUUGUUUGGAGCUGUUGCAGUGACUGGUUUUAUCUUGCUUUUGUUGAUUGGAAGCCUGGAAAGUGGAGGAAACAAAGCCACAACAACAUUAUCUACUCAAUCAGCAGGAAAUCGAAAUCAUGUGGAUUCUUUAGCAAGAGAGAAAUCGAUUAACCGUCAGGAGUUGGAUCUCAAUUACAUGAGCAAAAGAAGAGUACCCAAUGGACCAGAUCCUAUUCAUAACAGGAGAGCUGGGAACUCUAGAAGACCUCCUGGGCAAUCGUAGGUAGCAAAGAUAGGAAAAGCCACCAAAAAAGGUACGCAGAAGAUGAAACAAGGGGAUUAUGAGAAAUGGUGGAAUAUAUUUUGAGGAUCCCAGAAGGCCUGCAACUAUAUUUCUAAUUUAAACAAGUAAGAUUUCUUUUGGGCAAGGUUUUAUCAGGGGUGAAGACAUGGAAGUUACUGUGACUUUACACAGAAAUUAAUACGUACGCUUGCAAAGAAUCCAGAAGAUGAACAGCCUUGUAGAAACUCUACUUUAUUAGUGUUUUGACUGUUCUUUUUUUUUUUUGGCGGGGGGUGGGUGGGGGGGUGUGUGGUUUAUCAAUUGAAGAUUUGUGUGAUGAGUUGUGUAGAGAAAGAAAAAGUGAGACGGAUGAUAAAUAGACAUAAAUAUUUGCCUGUAAAUUGAAGUCAAUAAGCUUGAGCAGCCAUGCAUGCAUGUACCAUCUCUAUCAAUCUUUCAAUCAACAAAUACUAUUCGACUUUGGGUUUGGCUUA